Messenger RNA from Dibothriocephalus latus, 138 nucleotides. The record is from the annotation of a GenBank genome assembly. Lineage: Eukaryota; Metazoa; Platyhelminthes; Cestoda; Diphyllobothriidea; Diphyllobothriidae.
GGCAAAGAACAAGCACAACUCCUGGAAGAUUUUCUCUCCAGCGGCAAACCGAGUGCCAAGAACAAAUCGGCUCCCAAAGAAAAGGAGGAGAAUCGAACCUUCUACAGACCGAAGGAUGUUGCCAAUAGAAGAAAGUGA